Molecule: messenger RNA, 1404 nt
Organism: Anopheles cruzii
Lineage: Eukaryota; Metazoa; Arthropoda; Insecta; Diptera; Culicidae
Gene: Spx
Product: splicing factor 3B subunit 4
Exons: 2
Coding region: 1-1245 (414 amino acids)
Biological process (GO): positive regulation of mRNA splicing, via spliceosome
Cellular component (GO): U12-type spliceosomal complex; nucleolus
Molecular function (GO): RNA binding
Source: RefSeq, a predicted model, not a curated record
AUGGCAGCCGGUCCGAUUGCGGAGCGUAAUCAAGAUGCCACCAUCUACGUCGGUGGGUUGGAUGAUAAAGCGACGGAAACGCUGCUGUGGGAGCUGUUCGUGCAGAGUGGCCCCGUAGUGAACGUGCACAUGCCGAAGGAUCGCGUUACGCAGAUGCACCAGGGGUACGGGUUUGUGGAGUUUCUGGGCGAAGAGGACGCGGACUAUGCGAUCAAAAUCAUGAACAUGAUCAAGCUGUACGGUAAGCCGAUCCGCGUGAACAAAGCGUCGGCACACCAGAAGAGCCUCGAUGUGGGCGCCAACAUCUUCAUCGGCAACCUCGACCUGGAGGUGGACGAGAAGCUCCUGUACGACACGUUCUCCGCGUUUGGUGUGAUCCUGCAGACGCCCAAGAUUAUGCGUGACCCCGAGACGGGCAACUCGAAGGGGUUCGCGUUCAUCAACUUUGCCAGCUUCGAAGCGUCGGAUGCGGCCAUGGACGCGAUGAACGGACAGUAUCUCUGCAAUCGACCCAUCUCCGUGUCGUACGCGUUCAAGAAGGACUCGAAGGGCGAACGGCACGGAUCGGCCGCCGAGCGUCUGCUGGCGGCGCAGAAUCCCCUGUCCCACGCGGAUCGUCCGCAUCAACUGUUCGCCGACGCUCCGGUGCCCCCGUCGAUGCACCCGGGCAUGAUGGGCGGGCAUCCGAUGAUGCCACCACCGCUGAUGGCACCUCCGCCGCCGCCCUCGAACCCGUCCGCCGUGUUACCGCAGCCACCGGUGAUGCCACCGCCACCGCAGGCUCCGGCCGGUUACGGUGUCCCGGGAGCGAUUCCACCUCCACCGCUGCCACCUCCGAUGGGUGUGCAACCGCAACCGCCACUUCCGGCCGCACCGAUGGGCAUUCCGCCACCACCGAGGAUGAUUCCUCCGCCACCGUGGCAGCAACCGACGGGUGCCCCAUUGCCACCGGCACCGGUUGGGGUGCCAGCACCACCACCAGCCCCGUCGGCCCCAUUUCCUCCACCGCCACCGGCAUUCCCGCCUUCCAUGGGCCAACCGGGGGCCUUCCCUCCACCGCCACCAGUGCCGGGAGCACCGCGACCUCCGCCACCCGGCUCAGCCCGACCUCCGCAGCCACCUCCACCCCAGAUGCCCGGGUUCCCACCUCGCCCACCACCGAUCGGAGCAUUCCCACCCCAGCCCCGUCUUCCUCCGCCACCACCAACGAACAACUACAACCCCGAAGGCUACGGUGGCUACUAAACUACUACGCAACACACAGGAAUCGAACACUCGCGGAUCUUCUAUCUUCUUCUUACGCCAACCCCGUUUCGCGCGGUGGCGCCAUGUAUUCCUUUUUGUCGCUCCGCUGGUACAUUCAAAUAAUAAUACAAAAUAGAAAAUAAUAAAAUGGAAUAUCAA